Messenger RNA from Perca flavescens (yellow perch), 1542 nucleotides. RefSeq names its product mastermind-like protein 2. Lineage: Eukaryota; Metazoa; Chordata; Actinopteri; Perciformes; Percidae. The record is from RefSeq and is a predicted model, not a curated record. The transcript has 2 exons. The annotation marks the transcript as partial.
GCUGUUUUGGGGUGAGGCGGUACGUUCUGGGGUGCACAACUUUCUGCUUGUUUGCGCAGUUUCGCAGCGUUUCAUACGUUCUGGAUAGACCGACACACAACGUUUAAACCCGCGGGGAUCAGCAGCAACGUGUUCAAAUCAGCGGAAAUACCUUUGCAGGCCGCUGCACGGCACAGUUUCCACACAUUCACCGUCACUUGCGUGGUUUACUCGUCGGUUGCUGCGGGGAGAAAGUUGUGGACAUUUUUUUCCCCCCCUGAAGUGCACGGUUUUACGAUACAGUGUGCAACAUUGUAACUACGUUUAUGAGCCUCUCCAGCCUGUCCGUGUUUUUGGAUUAUGUGUUCGUGAGAUUGUAAACUCGACUGCUCGCCAUAUUGUGCGCUGUGAAACUCGAGGGAAAGUUGUCUGAGUUAUGACAUUUGCUGCGCAGAAUCCCUUCAUGAAGCUGCAUGCAUUCGACUUUGAUCGAAACCAAAGUGACUCCAUGGAGCUGGCCAUGGAGAGCUCCGUGCACAAUUGAUAAGGUCCGGCACCAUAAAGAGGAUGAGAAGAAAGGACAGCAAACCUCAGAUUUGAUUUUGGAAGGAGGGUUACAUGCUCCCCACCCUGCACUUUCCUUUGGGAUUUAUAUUUCCUCCCAAAUACCUCUGUAUACACAAUUAGGCAAAGAAAGCACACUACAGAGGCAGUAACAUUUUGCACGCUUAGAGAUCAAGAUUGAGAGCUCUUACUCCAACAUUACCAUAUACUAUUACUAUGAGUCUUCCUUCUCAAGUUCAUACUGACAAGAGCGUCAAGCAUCGGGCUGCAGCCAUGAAAGAGCCUGUGCAGCAUUCAGGCGAGGUUUAUUAUGGUAUUGGACCUCCGACUUUAGAGUCAAGCCACAGUGACUCUGCUAGCAGCUCUGGUGUUUACAACCCAGAGAAAGGGCCCCAAAGUAUACCACACUAUCAACAGGCUGCUCCAGUAAAGUGGAUGCACCAGGACUCUGUACAGGCCCCCGGCUGGUCUCAGGAGGCUCCUGCUUCAGCCUGGGGCCAGAACUUUGGCCCCUAUAUGAGUGGAGCGAAUGUCAGGGGUCACGUGGCGUUCCACAAAGGAGUCCAUGAGGGUGUAGCUCUGCCAAUGGGGGGAGAAAAUCCACUGCCAGGACCUGUUGAGGUUUACAGAGAUGCCACCCAGGCUCAAGCUCAGGGGAGGGGGCUCGACUGGGAGCAACACGCUGCGGCUGCAAUGCACCAGGCUCAGCUGCAUGUAUAUCAAAAUGCCCACAAAGGCGUGGAGCUCCAGGGUCCGCCCCAUGUACCUUCUCACACUUUGCAGGGGUCCAUGCUGCAGCCCUUCCAGACAACAUUUAGGCCCAACAAGCAACAGUUUUCAUCAGGUUAUUACUCUGUUUUUCCAGGCAACAAGGGAAUUCCGAGCCUGGCGUACGGUGAGCAGCCUAAAACUCAACAACAGCUACUACACCAUAUGCAGCAGCAGCAGCAGCAGCAGCAACAAAUGCAUCACAGUCGCCAGCAGCAGCAGCAGCAGCAG